Messenger RNA from Candidozyma auris, 1740 nucleotides. RefSeq lists its product as uncharacterized. The transcript has a single exon. Gene Ontology annotation, cellular component: SWI/SNF complex. NCBI's taxonomy places the organism in Eukaryota, Fungi, Ascomycota, Pichiomycetes, Serinales, Metschnikowiaceae. Gene Ontology annotation, biological process: positive regulation of DNA-templated transcription. Gene Ontology annotation, molecular function: histone binding; DNA binding. The record is from RefSeq and is a predicted model, not a curated record. The coding region runs from base 1 to 1740 and encodes 579 amino acids.
AUGUCUGCGGAAACAACUGACUCUAAAGUUGAAACUCCUUUGGAGGAUACCCCUAUGACUGGAGCUGAGGAAACUCCUAAUCAAGCAACGGCUGAGGGUGCUGAGUCGGAGAAACCUGCUGAGAACGAUAAAUCAGCUGAAGCUGAGCCAGUUGAUCUUGAAAAAUUGCAGGCCACUUUUCAAGAGACUGCCAAAAACUACCUCAUUGAGCAGUCGAGACAUGUUAUCAUCCCAUCUUUCUCAAAAUGGUUUGAUAUGAAUACCGUACACCUGAUAGAAAAAAAACUGUUUCCAGACUUCUUCCCAGCGAAAAAUGAAGAGACCGUGUCUUCUUACAAAACUCCAGAGUCUUACAAGAACAUGAGAGACUUCAUGAUCAACUCUUACAGAAUUAAUCCAAUAGAAUAUCUCACGGUGACCGCGGUUCGUCGUAACUUGGCAGGUGAUGUGGCUAGCAUAAUCCGCAUCCAUCGCUUCUUGGAGAAGUGGGGACUUAUCAACUACCAAAUAGAUCCAAGAACUAAACCGACGCUCGUGGGCCCUCAGUACACUGGUCAUUUCCAAAUUACGUUGGACACGCCACAAGGUCUAGUUCCUUUUGUCCCCGAGUCUACCAAGGUCAAGCACUCAAAGCGCUCCUCCAUUGACAACACGACUAAAGACCUGCUGUCAUUUGCUCAUGAAUCCAAUGGUCAAACAAAGCCUGUGAAGGAAGAAGACGAGGAGAUUGAAGGCUCCAUUCCGCUCAAUUUAGAAGUUACGCGGAACAUCUUUGAUGAAUCCACCAACUCUAAAGCACCAAAUUCUGUUCUGUACUUCUGCAAUGAAACUUCUAAUGACAUCAGCAAGAUAAGAUAUCAUAAUCUUAAGAGCAAGGCUCUGUCGAGUGGAACAUUGGGCCCGCUGGUCAUCAGCAAGGACGUGUUUGAGCAGGGACUAUUCCCAUCAAACUUCACUUCUUCUGACUUUGUCAAGUUGGAGCAGAGCUUCAAGCAAAAAGAAUGGACAGAGCAGGAAGUCCUUCUCCUUUUGGAAGGUAUCGAGAUGUACGCGACGACCGACAUCAACAACCAAACCCUAUUUCUCAACAACAAUGGCCAGUGGGAUAAGAUCGCUGAGCAUGUUGGAUCGAAAUCUCGUGAAGAAUGUCUAAUUAAGUUCUUGCAACUACCAAUUGAAGAGAGAUAUUUAAACAAAAUCAUCGAGUCAGGUCAGCCGCAAGAGCCAAAGCAAGCUGGCUUUGAUAAAGAGACGAUUAUUCAAGAUGUUGUGAAGAAGUUGAUUGAGACAAAUGAAGGCAAGCAACUUCUACUGGAAAAUGCCAAGAAGAACGUGGAACAAACUGUUCUUGAUCAAACAAACUUGAUUAACCAAGUGAUUGAGCUCACAUUGGAGAAGUUUGAUGCGAAGAUGAAGUUGAUAAGCCAUUUAGAAGCUGACCUUAUAAAGACUGAGAACCUUCUCAACUUACAAAGAAAACAGGCACUCAUCGAAAGGUGGUUGAACUUUGAAAAGGUCAGCAAAUUCAAAAAACAGAACCAAAACCCAGAGUUGGAGCCAUUAUUGAAUGACUUAUUAACACCUAUCAAUAUCAACGAGAUAAACAAGAAUUUCAACAAAAUCAACUUAGAUCAAACUGAAGAACAAAAGAUGGAUGUCGAUAAGGAGAAACAGAAUGAAGAAUAUGCUUUUCCAAUAAGCGUAACGCAGCCCAAGGCAUACCAAUUUUGGUCGGCUUGA